Molecule: messenger RNA, 1499 nt
Organism: Engraulis encrasicolus (European anchovy)
Lineage: Eukaryota; Metazoa; Chordata; Actinopteri; Clupeiformes; Engraulidae
Gene: heyl
Product: hes related family bHLH transcription factor with YRPW motif like
Exons: 5
Coding region: 390-1385 (331 amino acids)
Biological process (GO): Notch signaling pathway; regulation of transcription by RNA polymerase II; anterior/posterior pattern specification
Cellular component (GO): nucleus
Molecular function (GO): protein dimerization activity; RNA polymerase II cis-regulatory region sequence-specific DNA binding; DNA-binding transcription factor activity, RNA polymerase II-specific
Source: RefSeq, a predicted model, not a curated record
ACCAGUCGACAGACAGAGGCUGGCGGUGGUCUGGGGUAUGGAGGCCAGGUAGAGGAGAGCAGACAGCGGAGCGAGGACCACAGCAGCAGCUGAGGGGACAACACUAGAGGCACCGGAAGAACAGCAGAGCGACGGGAGAGUUUUAGGAACAGAGGACCAUCGAGGAGUGGACUCACAAGGAACGACACCCUGUCAAUAUACAGUACACUGUUCCUCCACGCGAACGGUCCGAGGUCAUCAACUCCUUCGUCCAUCCCUCUGUCAGAGAGGGGCUACACUAAACACUAAAACGAGGAGCGUUCCAUCGUUCUUUCCUCUUUCUUCAUUCUUCAUCUGUCCAUCCAUCAUCUGUUCGUGUCGUGAGGAGGGAGAGGGGUAAACGGGGAGCGAUGAAGAGACCACACGAGUACAGCUCUCCAGAGUCAGACGCGGAUGAUGAACUCAUCGAUGUGGGGCAGGAGGACGGCUACUGUCCUGUCACAGGGUCCAUGUCUCCUGGCAGUACCUCUCAGGUUAUGGCCCGCAAGAAGAGGAGAGGAAUCAUUGAGAAGCGGCGGCGGGACCGGAUCAACCACAGCCUGUCGGAGCUCAGGAGGCUCGUACCCAGUGCUUUUGAGAAGCAGGGUUCGUCUAAGCUGGAGAAGGCUGAGAUUCUGCAGAUGACUGUGGACCAUCUCAAACUCCUGCAUGCUAUGGGAGGUAAAGGCUACUUCGAUGCCCAUGCUCUGGCUGUAGACUACCGCACGCUGGGGUUCCGCGAAUGCGUCGGCGAGGUGGUGCGCUACCUCAGCUCCCUGGAGGGCUCGCUGGACUGUGCCGACCCCAUCGGGGCGCGCCUGGUGUCCCACCUGAGCCACUGCGCCAGCGAGCUGGACCCCCUGCUCCAGUCCCCUGCCCUGCCCUUCCCGCCCUGGGCCUGGUCUGGCUCCUUCCCACCACCACCCCCACUCCCCGUAUCCGCACCACCAUCCCCAGCAUCCUCUCCCUCCUUCCCUGCGGUCUCCUCAGCUGUCACCAGGAGGGACCUGGGUUCACAUGCCACCUCCGCUGCUGCUGCUGCCGCCGCCGCCGCUGCCGCCCUGUUGGCGUACCCGUCGCCAGCCCUGCGCGUGGCACCCAUUCACGCGGGCACGCAGCUGGGCUCGGGGUUUGCGGGGGUGAACAGGGUGCAACUGAUACAGCCGGCGGUGGUGGCACACAGACUCUCUCAGACGCCCUCCGAGGGCUCCUCCGCUGGUGUUCGUCCGCUGCUCCACGGCAUCGUACGUUCCUCCUCCUCCUCCUCCUCUUCUCCCGGCCCUCAACCCAGCUCCUUUAGGCCCUUUGUGCCCGUGGGGUCUCCCUCCCCUCAGCGCAGGGGCGUGACUGAGAUCGGGGCCUUCUGACACACUCCUACAACACGCUUGGUUUUGCCUCAGACUCUGAAACGAGGGGGUUAAAAAGACACUGUGACAAGGACUCGAACACAAAGACACAAGUCAGGAUGAUAAAAUCAGACG